AUGGCGAAACCCGUCGAUUUCGCCAAGAUGGACGUUGAUCCGCCUCAAGACGAAGACGACCCCAUCACCGCCACCUACUCAGUCUUCCUCAACCCAGCCCUCCCCGCCGGCCGCCGCCUACUCGUCCUCCAGCAGCCCAACCGCACCGACUCGCAGCACCCGCGCGCGCCGCCCACCGAGCUGCGCCUCAAGUCCCACGCGGGCAUGGUCGAGGUCGACGUCCCCCUCUCGAGCGACCCCGUCGUGUACGAUCGAGAAAAGGGCCAGCGCUGGGGUCGCAGCCUGCACCAGUCCACGCAGAUGAAGAGCGGUGGCAGUCACGGGCUCGCGGGCGGCUUUGGCUUUGGCGCCGUCCAGCAGAAACAAGGCGGUCGGAAGAAGCAGGAAGAAGAUGACAACGAGCUCAUGAUGGACUGGAACGAGGCGGUGCGCCAGGGCAAGGCGCUGACCACACAGACCCUCGGCGGCCAGUACCCGGACACGAACGAGGUUCAGUACAUGGUGGGCGUGUUUCAGGGCCAGAAUCUGCACAUCACACCCGUCUCGUCGCUCGUCCACCUACGGCCGCAGCUGCACCACAUUGACGCGACGACGCAUCUGGAGAAGAGGGCGGCGGGAGAGGCCAGUGGGACCGCCGGAGCAGGCGGUGCCGGGGCUGGCGCUGCUGGUGCUGCGGGCGGCGCAAAGGCCAUCCACAUGACGAUAAAAACGACGACGGAUGGCGAGGUGGCGACCACGGAGACAAUGGCAGAUCGACUGCGCGCCGUGCAGAGUGAGCCGUGGCGCAAACUGCGCUACACGGACGAAAACGAAGAGGCGGCUUGGGACGUGUACAACGAGUCGCUCUUCUUGCAGAACCCGGCUAGCGGCGAGUCUCCAGCAGACGGGCAAGAGGCGGAGGCCGUCGACAAGGGCAAGAAGAAGGAGAGCGCCUCCGAGGAGGACGAGGUUGAGGCCAAGAAGGCCGCCGUCCCCGAGGAACCCAAGUUGGCUGAGCACGUCCCGCACUUUUCCACCAAAUGGGGCGACAAGGAGCUGCUCGAAGCCAUCAGCGGCAUCAAGAAGCAGGAACCGGACGAGCCCGUGGAAUUUGUCAAGUCAGAGGCCAAGAAGCCUGUGGUGCCCAAAGCCCCUGAACCCGCGGCGGAACCGGCCAGGCCAAAAGCGACGCGGACACGAGGCGGCGCUGCCGUGGCUGGCGCGAGACGCGGUGGGCGGGCGUGA
Molecule: messenger RNA, 1224 nt
Organism: Emericellopsis cladophorae
Lineage: Eukaryota; Fungi; Ascomycota; Sordariomycetes; Hypocreales; Bionectriaceae
Product: DNA-directed RNA polymerase III subunit-like protein
Exons: 1
Coding region: 1-1224 (407 amino acids)
Biological process (GO): DNA-templated transcription
Cellular component (GO): nucleus; RNA polymerase III complex
Source: RefSeq, a predicted model, not a curated record